Messenger RNA from Cherax quadricarinatus, 2023 nucleotides. RefSeq lists its product as uncharacterized. NCBI's taxonomy places the organism in Eukaryota, Metazoa, Arthropoda, Malacostraca, Decapoda, Parastacidae. The record is from RefSeq and is a predicted model, not a curated record.
CAGACAGUCGUGGUUUGUACCUGAGAGUGAGCAUGUGUGUAGCAACCUCUCCCGUGGGUGAUCUCUCUCGCCUCCACUCAUACACAUGGUGCUAGAGUGAGACUCUUAACAAGUGUAUGAUAAAGUAGUAGUCUGAGGACAUUUGAGAAUGGAUGUGAUGGGAUCAGUGUGCGUGUUGGUGAUGCUGGUUGUAGCCACCUCUUGCACAACACUGGAUUUACAAACAGCUCUUAAAAUGGCUCAGUGUAGGGCCCACUGUCUUGAUCAGUUGGUCAGUGUGAUGUUGCGGCAGCAGGAUGAUGAUAAUGAUGAUGAUGAUGAUGAUGAUGACGAUGAUGAUGAUGCCUCUUGUCACCACAACAUAAACUGUGUCGGGUGUUGGGAGAGGUGCGCGCUGCUGGCUGCCAACUUCCCGAUCUGGAGCAUCACCUGCCGUCAACCACACAUAUGUGAUGCAGGAUGCAAAGCAGCAUGUGCUUUCCACUCUUCUCACCCUAAGUCAACAGUGCCAUUAAGUCAACACAACUCACGCCUCACCCUGGUCUUCACUGGCUCAUCUGCUCAGUGGACGCUCUCCUGGGGCCAUGACAACCCUGGAGAACAUGUAGUGUUUGCUGUCUUUACCCGAACUCCUGGCAGAUCUUGGGGACUUAAACUUCAGACAGCAGACUUUAGCACUAAUUUAGAAGAUGUACCAAGCGGGUCUGAGUUGAAGCUGGUGGCCGUGGCUGAAUCUGGAAUCCUGUCUGUUAUUAUCACGCCAUACGCUCCACCCGCUCAUUCCAAGAGUAUCAUAAUGCCAGCUCUUGCGUUGUCUCAGUCGCAGGCUUUUAGUGAACACUCUGUGACUAAUGGCAGAGAAGUCAAGGGUGGUUUACAAUGGCUAUUACUACACAAGACUGAAGUGGAAACUUCUGGCUUAGUGGCCGCCCGUGUGUGGUGGGCGCCCCAGCACCCCAGUGGUGAAGACUACUUGGUUACCUGGGAGGUGGAAGGUGGAGGCCUAAAGGGUCACCUCUACACUGACUUGCCUGAGGUUAACCUUACACUGUGGCCCCAGACUGUCUACCACGUACAGGUGGAGCUGAUCACAGGGCCUCGCGGUGAUGCUGUUACCUCGGCACAUCUGACACUUGACACCCAUAACAUCACACUUACCCAUUCCCACACCCACCAGAACAACAUCACACCCACGCUACCUCUCGUUCAUAAAGCAGUGACACCUGCUCAGCUGGAGGUGCUUCUGGGUGUAGGCUUUGGUGUUUUAGCGGUGCUGCUGCUGGUGACACUGCUCUUCUGGAGAUGCAAGCAAGUAACUGGAUUCACGUACAACUCCACUGCCUCCUCUGCCAAGUUGAGGUCUUGGAACCGCACUCUCUCAGACCUCAGAGUAGAUGAGUCUCUGAUCAUAAAGAGCCACAAGCUACCAGAGUCCAAUACUCCCUUGUGCACGCCUGUCUGCCCACCAUACUCACCAGUGCACAACCUACCACCGCCCAUCCACCCUUCUUCCUCCCUGCUGUAUUUAGCAACGCCGACUCAUCCUUCCUCACUACUACUGACCCUGGCGCAUCCCUCUCACGCCCAUGUCAAUCUUUACAGUGAUGUGCCACCCACCUCAGGGCCCAACAAAGUUUCCAUCAUCUAAACACUUCAUAACUGUCAGGACUGUGGUUCCAACAAUGAAACUACCCACCUGUUGAGGGUUCCAGGAUUCAUCAUUCGUGUGGCCAGUUCCCAGAUAGGACCUCUUGGUUGCUGGUCUGAUCAGACAGACUGAUGUAGGAACUCUCAUCUUUUGUUUACUACCAGCAGAGUCUCAUGCAGGAAAGUUUCUUAUUCAUGUAAAGUACUAACCUCAUUUGGGUUAUCAUGCAGGCCAAUAUUUUCACAAGGAACAUUAAGAACUACCCAUUGCAAGUUCUAACGUGGUAGCACUAUAUGCCUAUGGGCUGCUAGAUAUCAAAAUCUUGGUUAACGAGAUAUUCAACAAUUAGGUUUGACCAGAUCUGCCGGUUCCCAG